CCGAAUUUGGCCGUGAGAUGGCCUGUGUUUGGUCGUGAAGCCAGUCGAAUAUCUGGCAACCCUUCCGUGUGGUAGGCCGCGUAGCGUAGACUUUGUUUUGUGUUGACAUUCAGAAGCAAAAAUGAGCUCAGAUAAUACUGUUGAUGGCCUUCUGAUGACAUUAGUUGGCAUGGGCUUUGAUCUGGAUCGCAGUCAGGAAGCUGUGCAAGCUGGCAAAUAUAAUCUCCAAGAUGCAAUUGAAUGGCUUCUUCAGUGCAAUAAUACAAAUGUCAUCCCAACAAUCUCAACUCCAACUCUAAACCUUCGACAAGACAGACAGGCACCAGUAUCCCAAACACAGAAUAUUUCAAUGCAAGUAGAUAGUGGCUUUAAUGUUAGCCCAGCUUCAUCAGAAUCAAAGGUUGUAGAAGCUGAGGCAAAACCUACACAAACAUUGUCCAGUAGGUAUGCAUUGAAUGAGGAACAACUUGCAGAUAAGGACAGAUGGGAACAGGAACAACGAGAUCAGGUAGCAAGGGAGGCCAAAGAAAAACGAUUGAUGAAGAAAAAGGAAAGGCAACAAAUUUUGCAAGAGAUUGAAGCAGAUAAGAAAGCCAGGAUGAAGAAAAUAGCAGCAACUAGUGGUAGUAGUAGUAGCACCACUCAAGAAGUGCUUAAAGGAAGUGAUGUCACAUUGAAUGAAGGAUUCAAUAAAGAACAACUAAAAGAAAAAACAGAGAAGAAAGAAUUAAUGUGUACACUACAGAUUCGUUUACCAUCAGGACAAGCUCUUCGUCAUGAGUUUGAAGCUUCCUGUCAUCUUCAGUCGGUUGUUGAGUUUGUUAAAGAACAAGAACCAGCACUACAAGAAAUAGAAUUAUUACAGACAUUUCCUAGACAUGUGUAUACUUGUGAAGACAUGACUCAUUCUCUAUCAGAACUAAAACUCACACCAAGAGGUGUGUUGGUAGCUAGGAAAUCAGAAGGCCCACCAAGUAAAGUUCAUAGACCAGAAGCUGAGGGAAGCAGUGCAACAACAUCAUCACCAGCAACAACACCAUCAGUAUCUUCAUCAGUAUCAACGUCAACAACAUCAUCGUCUGUCCACAAUCUUAGUGGAGUAGAUGUUGCAGGGCGCUUAAAUCGUCAGAUGCAGUUGAUAGCUGACCAGCGUCCACCCCCAAGAGGGCACAACUGGGGAGCUGGACACAGUUUACAGCAACCAGACCAAGAGCAACCAGAGCCUCUGGCCCCAGGCAAUGUUGAAAUUGCUGUUGAUGAAGAAAUGCCAGCAGACAAUGAUAUUAAUGAAUUAAUUGCCGGUUGGGGCCAAGCCCAAGGCCAGGUUGGACAUCAGCACCCUUGGGGAGGUGGUAACAGGCUCGAUGCUGGACCUUUAAACUUUGUUUACGGUUUCCAAGAAGGAGGGCGUGGAAGACAGGAAGGUGUUGAAGAGGUUUCAAAUCAAAAAGCAGCUGAAGCUGCUCUAAAAAGAAUAGAAUUAGCCCAUCAACAGCCACGGGACCAUCCAACAACAUCAAUGAGGGCAGCAAACAUACCAUCACUUGUUGACAUAACCACAAAAGCUGUUGCAAAGAAGCUAGGAGAUCCUAGCCAGUCACCAGCCUCACUGGGUGGAGUACCUCAACAACUAGCAGUAAGGAUCAUUGAUGAGAUGAAGAAGGAAGGAACACUACGGCCUAGAACUAUGCAUAUAUUUCUCUCAUGUCACCUGACUCACUGUGUUUUAGAUUGUUACAGCUAUGCCACCAAUGAGCUGUUACAUGCUCUACGUUUCCAUAACAACAUUCAUCACCUGAGUUUAUGUUCCUGCAGUCUCAUUAGUGAUGCUGGGCUCACAAUACUUCUUCCAGGUUUGAAAAAAUUGAAGACUCUGAAGUUAAAUUUAAAUCCACAAAUCACAGAUAAGGUGCUUGAAUAUAUUACAGAUUUGAAGCAAUUAACAGCAAUAGGCUUAGAAGGUGCCAACAUCACAGAUAGAGGAGUUGAGAACCUUGCUUGUCUCUCAUCCAGUCUUACUCAUGUGAAUCUAAGUAAGACUCGAAUAACAGAUGCUUCAAUAUCAAUUCUAGCAAAUUUAAGCCAACUAAGAUACCUCGCAAUAGAACAAACACAGGUCACAAAUCUUCUGCCAUUGCAGUGUCUGUCAAAUCUGGAGUCUUUGAAUAUUGGGUUCACAUGUGCAGGGUCAGACAGCUUGGUAGGCUUGCAGAAGCUACCAAACCUAAAAGGACUCAAUCUCAGCUGUAUCCAUAGCAUGGAGGGUGAUGCAGCUUUAGCUUGUCUAACAGGUAUGCAAUUAAGGCACAUUCAACUUCCAAGUAGGCACACAACAACAGACUCUGGAUUACAGUGCAUUGCAGGGAUGGCACUGGUGGAGCUUGAUCUGUCAGAUUACAUCAACAUCACGGAUGAUGGCAUCCACCACCUAGCAGACAUGACAAGUUUGAGGAAAUUGUCUCUAAGUAAUACAAAAACUACAGAUGUUGGCUUGGCCUAUUUGCAAGGCCUAACAGAGCUUCAAGGGCUGACCCUUGAUAGGACCAAUGUUACUGAUAAGGGUGUGGUUCUACUUGGCUGUCUCACUAAGCUCUCAAUGCUAAGUCUCUCAUCCACUCUCAUCACUAGUAAAGUGCUCAAGUCAGGGGCGUUGAAUCGGUGCCAUAUGCUCAACAAGCUGAACUUAAGCAGGUCAAAAGUCUCAAAUUCUGGCUUAGCCCACUUGAAGUUACCAAACUUAACGUUACUGAAUCUCGACUACACUUUUGUGACCCUGUCUGCCGCCAACAGUAUCAAGCAUUGUCCAAAUUUGAAAGUAGUGCGGGCUAACAAUCUUAGAGUAAGACCAAUUGAUGAAGCAUCUGAUUCAGACUGACAAUGCAGGCAAGUGUAUGUACUGGCAAAAAAAUCUUCACAUCAGUAUUCCAUCAAGAGUAAUGUCUGAUUAUUAUUGUAAUGUCAUUAUUGUCAGCAUGUACAAAUACAUUCAUCUGGUUUAAUGUAUUAGACAAUAAUUUAGUAUCAUCCAAACACAAUGACAUUGACUUGGGGAAGCUUUUUUCAUUAUCAGCAGAGCCUGAAAAUAUAAUGAUUACAUUUUGUACAUAAAAGAUGGUUUUUCUUUUAUUUCUUUUAAAUAUUGAAAAUUCUGCUAGACGAAGAAACUAAUUUAAGGAAUGGUGCUUUUUAAUCACAACAUUAUAUUGUAGAUAAUAAAUUCAUGUAGAUGCAACAAAAAUUGUAAUACUAAUAGAUGAAUAAUAGUAAUUAAAAGAUGUAAACCCUAGGAAGGAUACAUGUGACAGUAUUAUAUGCUUCCCUCUGGGUAUUUUUUAAAUUUUAUUCAAUUAUUUUCUUUAUUUUAUUGUAAUAAUAAUACAGCUUAUAAUUAUUAAAGUAUUCUUCCUUAUUGCGAAGUCCAGUACAAAAAUAUAUAUAAAUAUAUUAAAUAGCACAUAUCACAAAAACACAAUUUUAACUACUGUACAUACACUUACAGCAGACAUUAAUUUCUUAAAACCUUAGAUAUCAAAAUAACUAACAGGGUUAAAACCGAUAGAGGAAAUACAAUUUGAAAUUCAUGGUUCUGUGUUUUUUGUUUUUUUGCAUUAAUGGUCUACAACGCAUUCCUUGUUCCUCAAUGUUUUUAAUUUUUUACUGCAGCACAUUUUCAAUCAUAUAUAAUACUGUAUAUAUUUCUUCAAAGAUGAGCUAAUACACGUGGGAAAUAACCAGCUAAAUUUCAGCUACUACAGAUAUUAUAAUUAUUAUUAUUGAUAAUAAGUUGUACGACUCCGAUUUAGGAGGGUUGUUGGAAAGAAUUAUAGUUUUAUUUUGAAUUGAUUACCAUACUAUUAUUGUACAUAAUGAUACUGGUGUAGAUGAUGCUGAGUUCCUGUCUCUUGUACACAGUAUGUUAGAUAUACGACACACUUGAGGAUUUCAAUAAAUCUUACUGGAAUAAACUUGAAUACUUCACAA
Anneissia japonica is the source of this 3981-nucleotide messenger RNA. RefSeq lists its product as uncharacterized. Bases 122 to 2875 code for a protein of 917 amino acids. Gene Ontology annotation, biological process: SCF-dependent proteasomal ubiquitin-dependent protein catabolic process. The record is from RefSeq and is a predicted model, not a curated record. NCBI's taxonomy places the organism in Eukaryota, Metazoa, Echinodermata, Crinoidea, Comatulida, Comatulidae. Gene Ontology annotation, molecular function: protein binding. Gene Ontology annotation, cellular component: SCF ubiquitin ligase complex. The transcript has 20 exons.